ACCCGCCAAAAAACGAAGAGAAGAAGAAGAAGUACAGGCUUCUUUAGUUCACGUUUUAAUCAUAUUGAACCAUGCCUAUUUCCUGUUCAGCAACUGAUUGCUCCAACCGCUUUGUUAAAGGGUCAGAGAUCCGAUUCUACAGGUUUCCAAUCAGCAAACCUCAGCUGGCUGAGCAAUGGGUACGAAGCCUCGGGAGGAAGAAUUUUGUUCCCACUCAGAACUCUUGUUUGUGCUCUGAGCAUUUCCAGACUGACUGCUUUCGUGACUAUAAUGGAAAACUGUUUCUCAGAGAGGAUGCUGUGCCUACUAUUUUCACAAAUUCUGGAGGAGACGGUUCAAAAAUUGAGUUACGGAAAAAUCGAGGAGGAAUAGUGGCGAAGGAUGCAAAUGAAUCCAUUCGGUUUAGUGCGCAUGCUGAUAGAGCCAAACAAAUGGCAAAGGACAGAAGACAACCAAUAAGAGACUCCAGCCUGAAGGGCAGAAGCACAAAUGACCGGAGACGUGGAGGGGCAAAGCUCACAUCAGGUGACAGACAGACCCUGACUAUCAAGAGUAAGGUGUAUGACAGCAAAGGCCUGCUGAUCUCAUGUGGGAGGGAUCUUUGCGACUGUCUGGAUGUAGACUGUAUGGGCUGCUUCUACCCGUGUCCCGAGUGCGGCUCACGGAAGUGCGGUGUGGAGUGCAGGUGUGACCGGAAAUGGCUAUAUGAGCAGGUGGAAGUAGAGGGCGGUGAGAUCAUUCGCAACAAGUUUGCUAAUUAGCUAACCUGCUGGGAGACAGAAAAGACGACACUACUUCUGUAACUGAGAAUAGAGGACUGGCACUGGCUUUGUGUAUGGACAUCACAGAAGUAUACAGUUGUAUUGGUAUAUUGUUUAUUUUUUAUUGUUGUCGAAUGUUUUUGAAAUGCUUGUUGCUAUAUUUCCAUGCUAUCACUAAUACAUAGCUGUAUUCAUUGUUUAAUUAUUCCAGGAUAAUUGUCAUGCUGUAGUCUAAAUGUCAUUGUUUGAAAUUUGCUUUUACACUUACAAAAAUAAAAGCAGAACAUAAAUCAAACCAGGGUGCACAGUGCUGAUUCAGAGGUUUACAAUGAUGAUCUCUUAACCCCAUUUUGAAUGCUGUAAAUAUUUGGGAAUAUGUAGCUACUGGAAGCUACAUGUUUGUAAAAUGCCUGAAUAACAUACAAAACCUGUAUAGACAUGUUGUUCGGGAUACACAAUGCUAUAUUUUCUCAUGAAAAUUUGAUACCUGAACUCUGUAUUGGCUGAUAAGAUACCAGUGUUCUUUUUUCAAUCUGUGUAGAAUAUUGAAGGGGUGGGUGACCCCUGUCUCUUUGGCUUAUUGAAUACAUUUACUAGCAAUUGUUAUAAUCAAAAGGUAAAGUCUUCUAUCCAUGUGCAUUUAUUCAGGUUAUGUGUAUGAUUAUGAAUGUUACAUGUCAUUUAUGUAUUUGGUCUCUGAGGGUCUGACCAAUGUCAGGAAUGCAGUAACAGUGGUUUCUCAUUUAGCCUGGCUCCUAGAGAACAAAUAUGCAUGCGAGUUGUAGUUAAUCCAUCAAUAAUUGAUCAAAUUAAGCAAGAGUUUUAGUGUAAGUUUUAGGUCACUACUCACUACUGUACCAAAUGUAUUUACUGACACAAAUUCAAUCUAAAAUAUAUUUUAGUCUAACUUUGUUCUGUUGCAUUUGGUCUUGUUCUUUUGUCAU
Messenger RNA from Myxocyprinus asiaticus (Chinese sucker), 1705 nucleotides. Its product is annotated as ARL14 effector protein-like. The transcript has 5 exons. Lineage: Eukaryota; Metazoa; Chordata; Actinopteri; Cypriniformes; Catostomidae. The coding region runs from base 72 to 761 and encodes 229 amino acids. Gene Ontology annotation, cellular component: intracellular membrane-bounded organelle. The record is from RefSeq and is a predicted model, not a curated record.